Gasterosteus aculeatus aculeatus (three-spined stickleback) is the source of this 4098-nucleotide messenger RNA. Its product is annotated as single-stranded DNA-binding protein 3. Gene Ontology annotation, molecular function: single-stranded DNA binding; protein binding. Lineage: Eukaryota; Metazoa; Chordata; Actinopteri; Perciformes; Gasterosteidae. Gene Ontology annotation, cellular component: nucleus. Gene Ontology annotation, biological process: positive regulation of transcription by RNA polymerase II. The record is from RefSeq and is a predicted model, not a curated record.
AAGCUCCACCAGUGGACGGUUUCAAGCUCCCCCCGGCUGAAACCCUGCCUGAUUUGUGGGCAAUGUUGGGGAUGUAGAAAAAAAAAAGAAAAAGAAGGAAACCGGAGUGAAGAGAGCGCAGGGUAGAGACAGGGAGACAACACUAACCGGGUAGCUAUGGAGAUGGUAGGUUUUCCUGGUAGCUUUCUUUGACAGGUGUCGAGUGGGAUAAAAUUAAAAGUACCAGAACAGCCUCCAAGAUGUACGGCAAAGGCAAAGGAGCCGUGGUCCCCUCCGACAGCCAAGCGAGAGAAAAGUUAGCAUUAUACGUGUAUGAGUAUCUGCUACAUGUGGGAGCACAGAAGUCCGCACAGACCUUCUUGUCUGAGAUUCGAUGGGAGAAGAAUAUUACAUUAGGGGAGCCUCCCGGAUUCCUCCACUCGUGGUGGUGUGUAUUCUGGGAUUUGUACUGUGCGGCUCCAGACCGAAGGGAGACAUGCGAGCACUCCAGUGAGGCAAAGGCCUUCCAUGACUAUAGCGCAGCUGCGGCGCCCAGCCCUGUGAUGGGCAACAUGCCGCCCAACGACGCCAUGCCAGGCGGUCCCAUGCCCCCGGGCUUCUUCCAGGGACCACCUGGCUCUCAGCAGUCCCCCCACGCACAGCCCCCCCCACACAACCCCAGCAACCCCAUGAUGGGACCCCAUGGCCAGCCUUUCAUGUCACCACGGUAUCCAGGUGGACCACGCCCCUCACUCCGAAUGCCAAAUCAGUUUCCGCGUCUGGUCUUUCCUCAGCCCCCGGGGGGGAUCCCUGGAUCUCAGCCGCUCCUGCCAAACAGUUUGGACCCGACAAGACCGCAAGGACAUCCUAACAUGGGCGGACCGAUGAGGAUGAACCCUCCUCGGGGAAUGGCCAUGGGCCCACAGAAUUAUGGAGGUAUGAGGCCUCCUCCUAACUCCAUGGGCGGCCCGAUGCCAGGAAUGAACAUGGGUCCCGGAGGAAGAGGGCCUUGGCCAGGACCUAAUGCUAACUCUAUAGCAUACUCCUCCUCAUCUCCAGGAAACUACGUGGGCCCCCCAGGCGGAGGAGGUCCACCUGGAACUCCCAUCAUGCCCAGCCCAGAUUCUACUAACUCGAGCGAAAACAUCUACACAAUGAUGAAUCCUAUCGGACCGGGCGGCAACAGACCCAAUUUCCCUAUGGGACCUGGGCCUGACGGGCCGAUGGGAGCUAUGGGAGCCAUGGAGCCGCACCACAUGAACGGAUCACUAGGGUCUGGGGAUAUGGAUGGGUUGCCAAAGAGCUCCCCGAAUAACAUGGGGGGCAUGAACAACCCUCCCGGAACGCCGAGAGAUGACGGCGAAAUGGGCGGAAACUUCUUGAACCCAUUCCAAAGCGAAAGUCCCUCUGGCACGGCCCUGGAGCAUGCUGGGACUCUAACCAAGACGGGCCCUCCUGGAGCAUGCAAGAUGGCCUCCGGUCUGAACAGGAAGCAGUCACAGGGCAACAGGAAGAGCCUCCUCUCUGACUCCGGCCCCGGCCUCCCUGGCUUCCUGUCAGGUUCUAGACAAUGAGCGAGGGGAGGAGGACAAACGGAGAGAGCGGCGGGGGGGGAGGAGGAGAGCGAGAGAGGAGACUGGACAACGCAGCUGCCCCGUGAAGACGCAGAGUUAGUUCUUUUAGCAGCUGCCUGGAAAUUUCUCAACCACGACUUUGGACUUUUUAUCACGAUCGUUUUAGUUGCCGUUCGUCCCGAUGGGUUCAGUUGAGGGUUGGAUGAAACGACCCCCCCCAACCCCCCCACAUUGUUUACUCUGUGUGUACAUUUUUACCAGAGAUGUUGUGAUGAUCAGUGAACUUUGUUCCCCCUCAUUUUUUUGUGUAUGUAUUGUAUCGAUGCUAUUUUUAUUAUUGUAUAAUUGUUAUUGAUAAUAAUGGUAUGAUUAUUUUAAGGUUAGGUUCUAAUUUCUGCUGUUUCUAAGGGCACAUUAUUAUGAUGAAGACAGCACAUGUGCAAACAAAUCAGAAAUCAUUUGCUGUGUAACAUGCGGCUCCGUGUGAGCACACUGCCCCCUGCAGGUAAGAUCUCAUCAUCUCGGUACUGAUUGGCCUUCUUUUUUUCUUUCUCUGUUUUAGCAACCGUAAAACAUAUUUUUAACUCCUUGUUCAAAAUCCAAACCAGAAGAAGCGCCUCCUGUUUUAGUAGCUUCCAUGCAGUGAAAUGCACAGCUCUAUUUAUUUAUAUACUUUAAAUUUGUCUUAUGAAUAAUUGUUACUUUUUUUAAAGUGUUAUCCCUGUUAUGUUUUUUUUUUUUUUUUUGUUAAUUGCAGAACUAGUAGCAACUGUAAAUAUGCAGACCAAGUCAGCAGCGUCGUCUCAUCUGUUUGACAUCAUUAGACACACUUUCUGAGCCCUAAAGGUGCUGAAGUCCCCCCCCACCUCCCCAACACACACACACACACACACACCGAUUCAUGCUGCUUCCACUAAAGCCGCCCACUAAGGUCCGCGUCCCCUCUGACAUGCGCUCGGCCUGCGUUCUCAUCUCUGCUGAGCUGUAGUGAGCAAUUGUUUUCGUUGACGAGUCCUCAACACACUGUGAUGUAUGUCUGUGCUUUAUGGAAAUUUGCUUUUGCACACCUGAUGAUGGGUUUAGACUGCAGACGGGCUGUCACUCAUGCGGUGCUCCUACUGAAAGGUCGUCUGGCUCUCUGCUGAUCAGUUUGUUUGUUUUUGUGACGGAGCAAAGCAGGAAGAAGAGCGGCUCUGUAGACUGUAACCAUCGUCCUCCCUCUGCCUCUUUCUCACCUUCCCCGACGGGCCAGCACGCCACCCUCUCCGAUUUAUUUUUUGUACAACUCUCACCUUCUUCACCAUCUUGGGAUUUCAUUUUCUUGUAAAUACUGUAAAAUGCAUUUUGAUAUCAUUGACAUGUUUUGAUAUUUUCAAAUCACGGCAGCAGUUGAUCAGAAACGUGCUGAUUCGUGGCUGCGUGUUUGUUUGUCCAGAGACGGUGUGUCUUUUGAUAAGCAUCAGAAACUGGAGCUGCUAUAGACUAUUAUGCUAUUUCACCUCGUCACAGACGGACGCGGUCGCGCGCGUCAGAGCGGGAUGGGGUCACGCCGGCUGAGGGACGACCAUUUCUGAAGUGGGUGUGUUUGAUCGCCUUUAGCUAACUCACUGUCACACACAUUUCCUCAAGGAAUCGUUUAAUUAAACACGAUUCUCGUUCAGAUGUCUGUCUGUCUCUCUCUCUCUCUCUCUCUCUCUCGCAAAUAAAGCCCCCCCCCAAAAAAGGGGCAUAUUGUUCACUGUUUAACAGGAUUUGCAGGAACCAAACCAGAGUACCGUUUUUUUUCGUAAUCAAACUCACUCACGUCUCACUCUGAUAAAAGUGCGUCUAUCUUCCCUCUUGACCUGAUUGAAAGCGACACACCAGGGACCAGAGUAAAGACUUUACUAUGAAGGAUUUUUUUUUUUUAUCUAUUUAAAAUGGGCUGAGGAGGAAGGUUUUUGGAAAGUAAAGCAGGGACAGGUGUGUUCUGGUGGCUGAGCAGAGGUAGAGAGGAACAGGCCUUUCCUUCCCUGUACUUUUGAAAUACUGUUGUAUAAAAUGCAGUCAAACUUCUCUCUCUUUCUGUCCUGUAAGUAAAACCGUCACAACGUUGAUCAUUUCUGUAUUUCUAUUGUGCUGAUGUAUAAUACUGUAACAUUCAGGGGUAGGGAGGGUAAAGAGAGGAUUUCUUUUGGGGGGAGUAAAAAGUUUUUCUGUUCAGUUCCAAAUUUUUUCCUCUUGAUGACAAAGCAGUAUUGAAUAUGAGGCAGUCUGUCCUUGGGGAGUUGCUUUGUAUCUCAUGUUAGGGUAGUUUCAGAUCCUAAAUGUCUCGUGUAGUAAAAUGAGAGGUUCCUUCUUCGUAUGUUUCUUUAUAUUGUAAAGUUUCUUUAGACAAAAAAAUGUUGCUUAUUGGAAAAAAGGUGGGAAAACUGCAUUGGUAAUGUAUUUUCUUUUUGCUUUUCUUUUCAUUUUCAUCAAGUUGUCAGUUGUUUUUGCCUGUGUCCCCCUUGUUGUAGAUACAUAUUAAAAACAAAUAAAAUGACUUCACUCCUUUUGCCAUGAA